AUGGCCAAUAUGGAUGGAUCAUCAUCCGUAUUGCCAAGUAUAGAUUCAUUUCAAUUGCAUGUACCGUUAACAUCGACUCCAAAACGUUCCAAUAAAUCUUACAGUUCACAACCACUAUCAUCGACUUUAUCCAAGUCUCCUGAUUUUUCUACACAAUUUGAAUUGUCGAUUUCAGCCAUAACUUUAAUUCCACGAUCGCCAGGAUCAUCGUAUCAAAAGAUAUAUCGAUCGAGUCGUUCUAGACGCAGUCAUAUACAUCCAUCGACGAUCAUUAAACGUAUUGAAUUGAAAUAUUUAUUAUAUUCAACAAGAGCUGUGAAAAAUAAUAAACAACACCAAUAUACAGAGACGGAAAUGAAAAUUUAUGUUAUAUAA
This is a messenger RNA of Rotaria socialis, 375 nucleotides long. NCBI's taxonomy places the organism in Eukaryota, Metazoa, Rotifera, Eurotatoria, Philodinida, Philodinidae. The record is from the annotation of a GenBank genome assembly.